GACUACGACAUCCAGACUAAGAAGAUCUUCGGCCCGAUGCAGGUGUGCAAACACGGGUCAGGGGAGGGCAUGUUGAGCAUGGUCGCCAAGCAGAUCGGCGACGUUUACCUCUUGAAGAUGCUGGGCCUCAAGACGGACUUGUUCUGCCUGCUCCAGAGCGGCCG
This is a messenger RNA of Prorocentrum cordatum, 164 nucleotides long. The record is from the annotation of a GenBank genome assembly. Lineage: Eukaryota; Dinophyceae; Prorocentrales; Prorocentraceae.